UUAGUGUAUAUGCUGUUGAACGAAGCUCGCAAUGGGUAUGUAGUCCAAAUUUGGACCAUGUAUUUUUUAAUGUUAACUUCUACGAUCGUCGUGUUGUGUACGGCGAGAGAAGGAAAAGAACAAGUCGCUGAUAUGUCUCUUUGGAUCGACGAAAAACAAGUUAAAGAAUUUAGUGGGUUUCCUAUGGAAAUUCACGCAAUCGUUGGUGGCGUUGUUCUCCCUUAUAUUUUAGAUCCUAAUUUUGAAAAAUAUUUACCUGUUAUUCCAUCAGAGGUUGGAUUUGUUAAUUUUACAUGGAAAUCUGGGGAAAGAAAGCAAUAUUUUUAUGAUUUUGAUCAACUUCAAUCUUUUAAUAAAGAUAUAUUAGGUAAUCCUGUUAUAUCAAUUGAUACAAGAGGAAAAGUGCCAAGAAAACCAAGAGUUUUUCAAGUAUUUCUACCAUGUUUAGGAAAUCAAAGUGGAGUUGCUUCUUUUGGAAUUGGGUUACGUAUUCAAAAUGAAUCUGGAAAUUUUUUACCUGGAACACCUCUAAGACUGAAACUACAAAAACAAUGUGCAGAUCACGGUCCAGAUCCAGAAUGUGAUAAAAAGUGUGCCAAUGGUGGGAGAUGUAAUCAGCACAAAAUUUGUGAAUGUCCAAAAGGUUAUAUGGGAAAAUAUUGUCGUACAGCUCUUUGUUAUCCGCAAUGUAUGAAUGGAGGAACAUGUAUAUCUCCUGGAAUCUGUUCUUGUGCUGAUGGAUAUCAAGGACCUCAUUGUGAAGGAGGUAUCUGCCGUGAAAAAUGUCUUAAUGGAGGAAAAUGCAUUCAAAAAGAUACUUGUUCUUGUCGCAGAGGUUAUUAUGGAGCUAGAUGUGAAUACAGUAAAUGCCUUAUACCUUGUCUAAAUGACAGCAGAUGUGUUGGAGUUAAUCGUUGUCGAUGUAGAAAAGGAUUUUCUGGAUCACAAUGUGAACGAAUCAGUGAUCAACAGAAUUUGACUAAAAAAGAAAGCUGUAAGAAGAAAUGCAUACAUGGUGUAUGCAAGAAGAGACGUUGUUUGUGUGAAAAGGGGUGGUAUGGAAAGAAAUGUAACAGACGUAAGCCAAGGAGACGACGUCAAAGGAAAUUAUAUCUCUGAUUUUCCGAGGCGUCAACACUUUUAAAGAUUGUUCCUAUUUGAUCAAACUGUUACCAUCCUUGGAAUGCAACAGAAUAAGCAAUCACUCCUUGUUUUUGAACGACAAGUGUGCCAUUUGCAUUCUCCUAAGUGCAUUUUGACCAACUGCAAUUUGUGAUAAACUUCUAAAUGUGAACAAUAUUGUUUUUAGUUUUAUAUAUAAAAAUUAUAUAUGUAUAUUGCAAAUAUGUGCAGCUGUGAAUUAUAUAUAUAGAUUGACAGAUAUAUUUGCUGCUAUAAAGUUGUUGUAUAAAUGGUUAUUCUAAAAUUAAAAUUAAAAGAAUUGUUAAAGAUUUGAACAUUAUUGAUGAGCAUGAAAAAUUUUUAAAAAGAAUCUGUGAAAAAUCUGUACAGUUUAAUAAAAAAAAAAACCUUUUUUUUUUCUUUUUUUUUCUUAUAA
Centruroides sculpturatus (bark scorpion) is the source of this 1558-nucleotide messenger RNA. Its product is annotated as protein shifted-like. Lineage: Eukaryota; Metazoa; Arthropoda; Arachnida; Scorpiones; Buthidae. Gene Ontology annotation, molecular function: signaling receptor binding. The coding region runs from base 10 to 1119 and encodes 369 amino acids. Gene Ontology annotation, cellular component: extracellular region; cell surface. The record is from RefSeq and is a predicted model, not a curated record. The transcript is spliced from 11 exons. Gene Ontology annotation, biological process: anatomical structure development.